CUUUACCUUUACCACCUUACCACUAAGUUACUGUGUAGAGGUUAAGUUUUUAAGGAUGGUGAGGCUUUAUGUGUUAAUGUUGUGUUCGUUCCUCAGUUAUUACGCCUAUUAGGAAGUUAGUAAAAUGGGUGACACAGUCGUUUGCCAUUUGUGCCAGCGAAAGUUUACAUUAAUUAAAAAUUUGAGGACCCAUUGCAGAAAGAAACAUCCUAACAGUCCUCUACCCACAUCAAAGAAACCUGAAGGUAUUUCAAUCACAAAUUGUAUAUCUUGUCCUUUGUGUCUAUGUGAGUCGAGAUUUUUGAAACAUGAAGAGUUACUCUUGCAUAUAACCAGUAUACACGCAAUUGAUGUUGAGAGGCAGUCGUAUGACUUUCAAGAUUAUGAAACUUUUCUUUUAUGGAAAGAACAGGUUGAAGAACAAACAACAUCCCGCUAUGUAAAAACAAGAGGCAUUAGAAAAUGCAAGGACUCGGAAACUAUCAUUUUUAGCUGUUGCCGAUCAGGCCAUUUUAAGUCUCGGGGCAAAGGUCUUCGCCAUUUGAAGACCCAAGGGACAAGAAAAAUUAAUUACACUUGUCCUGCAAGGAUGAAUGUCAAAAGGUUCAGUGAUGGAAAAUGUGAAGUGGUUUUUAUUAAAACUCAUUUAGGUCAUUCCACAGAUGUAGCCCAUGUAAGCCUUCUUGAAAAAGACCGAGCUUCUCUUGCCCAAAAGAUAUCAGAAAAAAUACCCUUCCAAGCAAUCUUGAACGAGUUAAGAGAGUCUCUCCUUCUAGAGACUUCUGUUGGUAGACAGCAUUUAAUCACAAGAAAAGAUUUACAUAAUAUAGAACAGUGUUUUAAUCUGAAUAAUGAGUCAGUGAAACAUAAUAACGAUUGGACAAGUGUGCAGGCAUGGGUCAAUGAAAUGAACAGAGAAGGUGAUUCCUGUGUCCUAUUUUACAAACAACAAGGAAAUAACUGCGAACAGUUUAAAGAAUUGAAUGAAGAAGAUUUUUUCCUUGCCAUCAUGAAUGAUGCACAGGGAGAUAUGUUGAAAAAGUUUGGACACAAUGUAAUUUGCAUUGAUGCGACUCAUGGCCUAAAUCAAUAUGACUUUGAGCUAGUCACACUUUUGACCUUAGAUGAAAUGCAUCAGGGGUUUCCUUGCGCCUUUCUGUUUUCUAACAGGACUGAUGAAGUUGCUCUUGAACUAUUUUACAGAUUAGUAAAGAACAAAGUAGGGGAAGUGCAACCAUCUGUUUUCAUGAGCGAUAUGGCUGAAAGUUUUUAUAAUGGCUGGGUUUCAGUGAUGAAUAAGCCGUCAAAGCGCCUCUUUUGCACUUGGCAUGUGAUUAAGGCUUGGAAACAAAAUAUUAGAGAGAAAAUUAGGAACAAAGAAAAACAAGAAGAUGUUUUUAUCAAAGUCAUGACAUUACUAGAAGAAACAGACUGCACUACAUUCAACCAAAUAUCCAAUAAGGUUCUUGAAGCAUGGAAGGAUGAUCCAGAAACACAUGACUUUGCUAAGUACUUUGAAACAUAUUAUUUAAAAUGUUCUGAAUCCUGGGCCUUUUGCCAUAGGCUGUACAGCUCGAUCAAUACCAAUAUGCAAUACCAAUAUGAGAUUUGUUUUUGUUAG
Messenger RNA from Macrosteles quadrilineatus (aster leafhopper), 1621 nucleotides. RefSeq lists its product as uncharacterized. The record is from RefSeq and is a predicted model, not a curated record. Bases 125 to 1621 code for a protein of 498 amino acids. The transcript has a single exon. Lineage: Eukaryota; Metazoa; Arthropoda; Insecta; Hemiptera; Cicadellidae.